Cucurbita moschata (crookneck pumpkin) is the source of this 1513-nucleotide messenger RNA. RefSeq names its product metal tolerance protein 11-like. The record is from RefSeq and is a predicted model, not a curated record. Gene Ontology annotation, biological process: transmembrane transport; monoatomic cation transport. NCBI's taxonomy places the organism in Eukaryota, Viridiplantae, Streptophyta, Magnoliopsida, Cucurbitales, Cucurbitaceae. Gene Ontology annotation, cellular component: membrane. Gene Ontology annotation, molecular function: manganese:proton antiporter activity. Bases 185 to 1372 code for a protein of 395 amino acids. The transcript has 6 exons.
AAAUACAGUCACGUUAUUGGUGCAGGCAUUUCGAACUACACAGUGAACGAACCGAAGUUCCAUUUUGCCAAAAUGCCCACAAAUUCUCGUUAAAUUUACCAUUUGCACCACCAAAAUUCUCCCCUUUCUUCUUCUUCUUCAUUCCUCCAUUGUUACUAUUCUCGCAUUUUCACUGAUCUUAGAAAUGGGACCGCCCGUUGUAUCCGUAGAGAAUGAUGAGGAGAGCUCGCUGUUGCUCCAGUCCACCGCCGGCGACCUCUCAUGGCGCUUGAACUUCGAUGGCUUUCAGUUAUCUCCAGAGCAUAAGGAGAAGAAGCCCUCUCGUGCUCUCCAUGAUUGCCUUGGGGUUUUGACUCCUGAAGAUUAUGUAGCUGAGUACUACCAGCAGCAGGUAGAAAUGCUUGAGGGCUUUAAUGAAAUGGAUGCGUUGGCUGAUCGUGGUUAUGUUCCUGGAAUGUCAAAGGAAGAACGUGAAAAGUUAGCUAAGAGUGAAACAUUUGCAAUCAGACUAUCAAAUGUUGCCAAUUUGGUUCUGUUUGCAGCUAAAGUAUAUGCAUCCAUCAGAAGUGGUUCCCUUGCUAUAAUUGCUUCCACACUGGAUUCACUUCUCGAUCUUUUAUCUGGUUUCAUCCUAUGGUUUACUGCAUUUUCCAUGCAAACACCAAACCCGUAUCAGUAUCCUAUUGGCAAAAAACGUAUGCAGCCUCUGGGCAUUCUUGUUUUUGCCUCCGUCAUGGCAACUCUUGGAUUACAGAUAAUAUUGGAGUCAAUUCGGACUCUCUUAUUAGGCGAUUCUGUGUUCAACUUAACCAAGGAGCAAGAGCGAUGGGUUAUGGGCAUUAUGCUCUCAGUUACUCUGGUGAAACUACUCUUAAUGCUUUAUUGCCGGGCCUUUACCAACGAGAUAAUCAAAGCAUAUGCUCAAGAUCAUUUCUUUGAUGUAGUCACCAACGCAAUCGGCCUUGUGGCUGCUCUUCUUGCUAAUUAUAUAGCUGGCUGGAUCGACCCUCUUGGAGCUAUUAUUCUGGCUUUGUACACUAUACGAACAUGGUCGAUGACGGUAUUGGAAAACGUAAACUCCCUUGUUGGAAGAUCUGCUGCCCCCGAGUACCUACAGAAGCUCACUUACCUAUGUUGGAACCACCACAAGGCCAUCAAACACAUUGACACAGUUCGAGCAUAUACAUUUGGAUCACACUACUUUGUCGAAGUCGAUAUCGUCCUGCCCGGAGACAUGCCAUUGGAAGAGGCUCACGACAUAGGUGAAUCACUGCAAGAAAAGCUCGAGUUGCUACCAGAAAUUGAGAGGGCAUUUGUUCAUCUUGAUUACGAGUACAAGCAUAAACCAGAGCACGCACAGGCACACUUUUAGAACAAGGCACAAACAUGGUGAUUUCUUCAACUCUACAAUCCCGCAUGUUCAUUUAUGUUGUAGUAAAACUGCAAUAACACCGUUUUCUGUCUUGUAAAUUUGUUCUUGAUUCUAUCCCUGAUCUCAGAAAAUUUGCUCAAU